GGUGCCGCGUGGCGGAUGCAGAGGGCUGGGCUGUCCUAGGUGUGCGCCAGAGUAGCCACGCUUUCUCUGCUGCCCUACAGAGCCGGACGUCAGCUGUGAAGGUUGUGGGUCCUGGAACUCCCGACAUGAGCGUAGGCUUCAUCGGGGCAGGGCAGCUAGCCUUUGCCCUAGCCAAGGGCUUCACAGCUGCAGGUGUUCUGGCUGCUCACAAGAUAAUGGCCAGCUCCCCAGACAUGGACCAAGCCACAGUCUCUGCCCUCCGGAAGAUAGGGGUGAACCUGACACCCCACAACAAGGAGACGGUGUGCCACAGCGAUGUGCUCUUCCUGGCUGUGAAGCCCCACAUCAUCCCCUUCAUCCUGGAUGAAAUUGGUGCUAACAUUGAGGACAGGCACAUUGUAGUGUCCUGUGCGGCAGGUGUCACCAUCAACUCCAUUGAAAAGAAGCUGACAGCGUUCCAACCUGCUCCCAAAGUCAUCCGAUGCAUGACUAACACCCCGGUCGUGGUACGGGAGGGGGUUACUGUGUACGCCACGGGUACUCACGCUCAGGUGGAAGAUGGCAAGCUUGUGGAGCAGCUCAUGGGCAGCGUGGGCUUCUGCACAGAGGUGGAAGAAGAUCUGAUCGAUGCCGUCACGGGGCUCAGUGGCAGCGGCCCUGCCUAUGCUUUCACAGCCCUGGAUGCUCUGGCUGAUGGUGGUGUGAAAAUGGGGCUUCCAAGACGUCUGGCAGUCCGCCUUGGGGCCCAGGCCCUCCUGGGGGCAGCCAAGAUGCUACUAGAUUCGGAACAGCAUCCGGGCCAGCUCAAGGACAAUGUCUGCUCUCCUGGUGGGGCCACCAUCCAUGCCUUGCAUGUGCUGGAGAGUGGGGGCUUUCGUUCCCUGCUUAUCAAUGCUGUGGAAGCCUCCUGUAUCCGCACACGGGAGCUGCAGACCAUGGCUGAUCAGGAAACCGUCUCCCCUGCUGCCAUAAAGAAGACUGUACUGGACAAGCUUCUGUCCUGGUGCUCUCAGACAACACAGAAUAUCCCCACAGCAGGCCCUUGCCCACAGCCAGGUCAGCUGGGAAGGGGACAUCACUUACAACUAGGGACCUCCAUUGAUACUCAAGUGCCAGCUGGAAACAGGGUGGGUGCUCAGACCGCCACCUCUUCAGCUUCCCCUGGAGCUCAGGCCUGUGGGGUCUUUAUCCUCCCUAGUUUUGGGGUCAGCUAGCUGGCUUAGCCACGGUCCCUUCCUGUGAUCCACUCACAGGGUUCCUUUCUGUGACAGCCAGCUAGUCCCAGACAUCCUGUACCUCCCUCCUUCUAGGGAUCUAAUGCUUUACCAAUAAUCCCACUAGGCACUUGGGAAAAGAACUUCUCAGGUAGCCGACAAAACUCCUGCAUGUUCCUCGACUCAACAAAUGCUGUUACUUCUCUUCCUGUACUUUCAGUUGAAUAAUAAAAAAAAAAAAAUCCCCCAAA
Molecule: messenger RNA, 1465 nt
Organism: Rattus rattus (black rat)
Lineage: Eukaryota; Metazoa; Chordata; Mammalia; Rodentia; Muridae
Gene: Pycr1
Product: pyrroline-5-carboxylate reductase 1
Exons: 9
Coding region: 126-1214 (362 amino acids)
Biological process (GO): L-proline biosynthetic process
Molecular function (GO): pyrroline-5-carboxylate reductase activity
Source: RefSeq, a predicted model, not a curated record